Molecule: messenger RNA, 2257 nt
Organism: Austrofundulus limnaeus
Lineage: Eukaryota; Metazoa; Chordata; Actinopteri; Cyprinodontiformes; Rivulidae
Gene: tmeff2a
Product: transmembrane protein with EGF-like and two follistatin-like domains 2a
Exons: 10
Coding region: 542-1687 (381 amino acids)
Molecular function (GO): protein binding
Source: RefSeq, a predicted model, not a curated record
GAUCAUAACCAGCUGCUGGUGAGAGAGAGGGAGACAGAAACACGGAGUGGCUGCGGCUCUGAACGCACCACACGUCCAGAGUGAACGGGAGGACCGCUGCUCGUCUCACCCGAGGAUAUUAUUACAGAACCGCCUCAGAGCCUGCCUGUGGGAUWCUGGCUCCAUCCUGUCACUUUGACCGUUUUUAUUCCAUCCUUUUUUAUCACCAUUUCCCCAUCUUUUCUCCUCUCUUCACAGUUCAGCAUCCUCUCCUACUCUUAACUUUUUUUUUUAUUAUUAUUAUUUCACCCGACUCCAUCCCCACACCCCCGACUCCAUCGCUCCGUCUCUUCGCCAGUUUUCCCGCAGCCGCGUCCCCUUUGGAUCGGUCCGGAACACAGUUUUGGCCACUUCCACCCGGGGCGCGCUGCUCCAUGGGGCGCACGGUCUCGCUCGGAAAAUGUUCCGCCGUCGGCGUCCAGGCGCCCCGCUGAGCCCGCCGGGAUCGCUGGAGCCGUCUGCGCGCGCCUCUUGCCCACGUCGCGGCCACUGAGCGGAGGAGAUGCGUCGGUCCGUGGCGGCGCGGGCGCCGCUCGAGGAGCGCCGAGCGCUGCGCCGCUGGGGCGGGACGGCGGGAGGCUGGCUCAGGAUCACGCUGGUCUCGUUCCUCGCCACUUUACCUGUGGAGCAGCUGCGCGCCUUCCCGUCCUCCCUCAGCGACUGCCAGACGCCGACCGGCUGGAACUGCUCCGGUUUUGAUGACCGGGACACAGACCUGUUCCUGUGCGACACCAACACUUGCAAGUUUGAUGGGGAGUGCCUAAGAAUUGGGAACAUGGUGACGUGUAUCUGUGACUUUAAGUGCAACAAUGACUAUGCCCCAGUGUGUGGCUCCAACAAUAAGAACUAUCAGAACGAGUGUUUCCUCCGCAGAGAUGCCUGCAAGCAGCAGUCUGAAGUCCUCAUUAUGUCAGAAGGACACUGUCCUGCUGAUGCUGGCUCGGGAUCAGGAGACGAUGGAGGAGAAGGUUCAGCGGAGACCGGGCAGAAGGAGACGUCCACCUGCGACAUUUGCCAGUUUGGAGCAGAGUGCGAUGUGGAUGCAGAAGAUGUUUGGUGCGUUUGCAACAUCGACUGUUCCCACAUCAGCUUCAACCCGGUGUGUGCCUCAGACGGUCGCUCGUACGACAACCCGUGCCAGGUGAAGGAGGCGUCCUGUCAGAAGCAGGAGCGCAUCGAAGUCAAGUACCUGGGCCACUGCCAAGGUGACAUCAAAACUGGGAACAAAGGCGAUGGACACUUGCCACAUACUGACCACACGGGUGUGGAAAUAGAAGAUUCGAGUAAUGGAAUGGCCAGUGGCUUGUCCAUCCCAUGUCCAGGUGACUACAAAAACUACUGCAUCCAUGGAGACUGUCAGUUCCCCAACAUGGUGGCCCAGCCCUCCUGCAGCUGUCACUCAGGCUUCAGAGGCCCUCGAUGUGACAUCAAAGAGUACAACGUGCUCUAUGUGGUGCCAGGCUCUGGAAAACUGCACUAUGUCCUCAUCGCCUCAAUCAUCGGAGCCCUCCAGGUGGUCAUCAUCUGUGUGGUGGUGCUCUGCAUUACCAGGAAGUGCCCUCGGACCAACAGGAUCAACCGGCAGAAGCAGAACAAUGUCCACUUCAGUUCGGAGAACACCAUGCGCGCCUCCACUCGACUUAUCUGAGCCCAGACACGCCGGACAGAGCUGCCCCCCCUCCUCACGCUCCGGAGCGCUCUGGCGUUAGAUGUUUCCUUCGUAGGCCAACCGUGACAGUUAGCAUCUGCCUUCCUCCACUCUUCUCCCUCUCUCUCUCUCUCUCUCUCUCUCUCUCUCUCUCUCUCCCGCCAUGAAAUGUGUGAAAACGCCCACAGAGGGCGUCGGCGUUGCAAAGACUGAGCUGGCACGGGCGGCAAGUGGUGGGACUUGCAGGUUGGGAUGAUGCGGUCAUGAGUCGCCGCCGCCGCCGCCGCCGCUGACCUCUGACCUUCCAGCUGCCGGACGAGUCUCCUUGCACCUUUUUUUGUUUGUUUGUUUUGUUCUGAGGUUUUUACUCUGAGAGACUUUCAAGGGAGAAGGGGGAGAGUGUGUUUAGGACACUGAAUGUGAGUGUGUGUGAGUGUCUAUUAGAUGUGUGCGUUUCGGUGGAGGCGGACUAGCCGGCCUCUGUUCUUUGUAGAUGAGGGGUCCAAGCAAACCGGGGUAGUGCAAAGCAGGGUAACGGGCUUUAACUGCAGUGUGUGUUCAGUCUGGGGA